Melospiza georgiana is the source of this 2534-nucleotide messenger RNA. RefSeq names its product F-box only protein 2-like. The transcript has 6 exons. Gene Ontology annotation, biological process: glycoprotein catabolic process; SCF-dependent proteasomal ubiquitin-dependent protein catabolic process. Gene Ontology annotation, cellular component: SCF ubiquitin ligase complex; cytoplasm. Gene Ontology annotation, molecular function: protein binding; ubiquitin protein ligase activity. The coding region runs from base 106 to 843 and encodes 245 amino acids. NCBI's taxonomy places the organism in Eukaryota, Metazoa, Chordata, Aves, Passeriformes, Passerellidae. The record is from RefSeq and is a predicted model, not a curated record.
CCCGGUUCUCUCUGACCGGCGCCCCAGCCCCGUGAGCCGUGCUCGGCGUAGCCCAGCUCGGAGCGGCCCCUGCGGCUCAGACAGCUGUGCCCAGCUGCCCGAGGGAUGGAGUCCCUCCCUGAGGCAGUCCUGCUCCGGAUCCUGGCCUCCCUCCCCGCCGUGGAGCUGGUGCUGGUGUGCCGCCUGGUCUGCUGCCAGUGGAGGAACCUGGUGGAUGGAGCUGCCCUGUGGAUCCUGAAGUGUCAGCAGGAAGGCCUCACCAGAGCAGAGUCAGAUGUGGAGAACUGGCAAAGCUUCUACUUCCUCAGUAAGAAAAGGAGGAAUCUCAUCAAGAACCCAUGUGGCGAAGAAGGCUUGGAGCACUGGGGAGAGGUAGAGAACGGAGGUGAUGGCUGGAAAAUUGAAGAGCUCCCAGGGGACUUUGGAAAAGAAUUUCCUAGUGAAGGAGUCCAUAAAUACUUUGUCACAUCUUAUGAGUGGUGUCGAAAGGCUCAGGUGAUUGACCUUAGGGCUGAGGGCUACUGGGAAGAGCUGAUGGAUACAAGCCAGCCUAAAAUCAUGGUAAGAGACUGGUAUGCAGGACGUAGUGAUGCUGGCUGCCUCUAUGAGCUGUGUGUGAAGCUGCUCUCUGAGAAUGAGGAGGUGCUGGCUGAGUACAAAAGUGACACUGUCACCAUCCCAGAGGGAAAUGAUGGCAGCUGGACUGAGAUCUCUCACACGUUCUGCAGCUACGGGCCCGGGGUGCGCUUUGUGCGCUUUGAGCACGGCGGGCAGGACACGCUGUUCUGGCAGGGCUGGUACGGCGCCCGCGUCACCGGCAGCAGCGUGACCCUGGAGCCAUAGCCCUGCUCAGCAGGACCUGCACGCUGCAGCUCACCUCCCUCAGGGCAUCCAUCCCGCUGCCUUUGGAUGGUUUCUGCACAGUGCUGCUGCUGGCUGUAGAGCGUUCGGCCUUCCUGCAUAGGAAUGUGCGUGCAAGGUGUGCCAGGAGCCACCACCUCAAGAGGGCUGUGCAAAAAUGUGAAUGAAUUUGGGAAUGCACCUCACCACUUGCACUGGUGUUCUCUGUCAGACAAGAGAUCACCAAAAAACCCUGCAGAUCUCUGUUAGUCUCUAAUGCCUAGCACCCAGCCUGAGUCAUCUCUCCUACCUGCUUCCCUGACUUGGGCACUCCUUAACUUGAAGGGAUUCCUUAAGUAUAUUUUCUGGAAGUUAGAGUGGAAAGAAAAGAAUAGAGAAAGCCACACACCCCGUGUCUCAAAACAUACCAGGGAAACCCAGAGCCCUGUGCUCAGCUGUUUCCAUGACCUGCAGUGAGAACCUUGGCUUCUUCCAUUUAUAAAAAGAUAACAUUUUUUACCACAGAGGGGCUCUAGCUUGGCUGUCAAUACUGUUAGUUUCAUUUUUAGUGAUAAUGCAAAGCAAGAGAGGUUGAAUCCUUUUCUCUUACACUGUUCCCAGCAUCUUUUUAUCAAGGGAAGUGUUGGGAAGAGAAACAUGUCUGAUGUCCAGCCCUGGGGCUUCCUUUGGCUCCCUCAGAGACAUGGCAUCUGAGAGUAAUUGCUGGUGGACAGAGAAAGAGAUUACAACAAUUUAGAGUACUGGGUUAGAAAAAAUUUGAAAUAGGGUCCAGAAACAAAUGAAAAUAAACUCAUUUAGCCCUUCCUGGUCAUCUAGUGUGACUCUCCUGGCAGGACACAGACAGCUCUUGGCCUCGCUCCACUUCUGCUGGCCAUGUCUGCAAGAAAACACAUCUGCCUCUGCCCUGUGCUUGCUGACAAGACAGCACUCCAGCCCACUCCCACUUGAGCUUCUUGACAACCCUCAGGGCUGUGUGCCCCAUCCUGAACAGACCCCUAAGCUUUCCUGAACCAAGACUGUCCCUGCUAGGGUCACUAUAAGACACAAAAUAAAACUACGCGCACACUGGAAUCUCCAGGGUAAAAAGAAGGGUGUUUAAUUUCUGACUCCAACAUUUAUAGAUUUUCAAAAGUGUGACAGUGGAUUGGAGGAUGACAGGGCCACCUCUCUAAUGACAAUGGGCAAACCAACAGUGCAUCAAAUUUCUCCUCCUUCAGAAAAGAAUGCAAAACAAUAAUUAUCUGCAGAGAAGUGUGUGAGAAAGUUCAUUACAAAAAUGUAAACAUCAGAAGGCUUAGAAGAACUUAGAAGAACAGGGUGACACUGCUAGUUAUUCCACUCAGAAGAGCAUCCCCUAACAGAGCUGGUGUUGCCUAAAGAAAGUAUAUUUUUGUGUCCAUGUGUCUGCCUUCCCUCCCUGGGCUGCCAUUUAAGUGCCCUUUACACAAGUAGUGGCUGCUGCUGCCUGCGGGCAAAGGAAGGAGCUCCCACCUGGACCCUGUGCAUGCUGCAUCCUCAGGCUUUCUGCACAGCUGCUCCUGGGUGCCACACACACCUCAGAGUCCAGGCAAACACAAUAAAGUGACACAAUUCUGUGUGGAUUUCCUCUUUUGUCUGAGUAUUUGUCCCCUGUGCUCAAGCAUCUGUUUUCUGACUAUGUGGAGCGUGUCAGC